AUGUCCUCGACAGAUAACCGCGAUAUCCUGCUCGACGCCGGAAUACCCAACGUCGAAGCCAUGUCGCUCGACAACUACACAUUCCCCAAGGAGCGAUUGAAGAAGACUCUCUCAAAUCCCAACAAGCAACCCCUCGUACUCGUAUCAUGCGGUUCCUUUUCACCACCAACCAACCUACACCUGCGCAUGUUUGAAGAGGCAGCCGACUACUGCGAGUUUGAAACCGAAUAUGAGGUCGUAGGCGGAUUCUUCAGCCCCGUCGGCGACGCAUAUAAGAAAGCCGGGCUGGCUUCCGCACAACACCGAAUCAAUAUGACGAGGAUCGCUGUACAGGACAGCUCGAAAUGGAUUGGUGUUGACCCAUGGGAGCCGCUACACAAGGAGUAUCUCCCAACCGUCAAGGUGCUUGACCACUUCGACCAUGAACUCAACGAGGUUAUGGGAGGCAUUGCGACCGAGGACGGCCAGAAGAAGACCAUCCAUGUGGCGCUGCUCGCAGGCGCCGACCUCAUCCAGACCAUGAGCACACCCGGCCUGUGGGCUCGCGAGGAUUUGAGCAGGAUCCUGGGACACUAUGGCGCCUUCAUUCUCGAGCGCAGUGGUACCGAUAUUGACGACGCGCUCGUACAACUCCAGCAGUGGAGGGAGAACAUCCGCGUGAUUCCGCAACUCAUUCAGAACGACGUUUCCUCCACCAAGAUCCGUCUCUUCCGUAAGAGGGGUAAGAGCAUCCGCUACUACAUCCCGGACAAGGUCGUCGACUACAUCUACGAACACGGUCUCUACAGCGACGACGAGAAGAAGGCAGCAGACAAGGGCAAAGAGACAGCAUCUGCCGACGCUCCUGGAUCUUCGCAGAGCGUUUCCGCUUCUUGA
Alternaria postmessia is the source of this 876-nucleotide messenger RNA. RefSeq lists its product as uncharacterized. The record is from RefSeq and is a predicted model, not a curated record. Gene Ontology annotation, molecular function: nicotinamide-nucleotide adenylyltransferase activity; nicotinate-nucleotide adenylyltransferase activity. Lineage: Eukaryota; Fungi; Ascomycota; Dothideomycetes; Pleosporales; Pleosporaceae. Gene Ontology annotation, biological process: NAD+ biosynthetic process. The transcript is spliced from 2 exons. Bases 1 to 876 code for a protein of 291 amino acids.